Orussus abietinus is the source of this 578-nucleotide messenger RNA. RefSeq names its product 28S ribosomal protein S18a, mitochondrial (gene mRpS18A). Gene Ontology annotation, cellular component: ribosome; mitochondrial small ribosomal subunit. The record is from RefSeq and is a predicted model, not a curated record. The transcript is spliced from 4 exons. Gene Ontology annotation, biological process: mitochondrial translation. Gene Ontology annotation, molecular function: small ribosomal subunit rRNA binding; structural constituent of ribosome. Lineage: Eukaryota; Metazoa; Arthropoda; Insecta; Hymenoptera; Orussidae. The coding region runs from base 68 to 544 and encodes 158 amino acids.
AACUGAAGUUAAGCCGGUGUCUCAUUGAAGGCGUUGCGCGUUCAUGCGAGUCUGGCUGUAAGACAAGAUGGGCUCUGUUUUUCGUCUUGCAGUAAGUUUAGGAAGAAAUUUGGUCUUGUCAAAUUCGAGGAGAGACAUAUCUCUGUCUAGUGUGUCACGUAUAAAAGAAAUACAUGUAGAAAAAGAAGAUAACACAACGAUCAUAGAAGCCGUUGUUAAACCACAACCUAAGGAGCAUUUGCUAGUGAAGACUGACAAAAAGUCAUGUAUAUUGUGUGCACUGGAUCUCGACGUGAAACAUACGGAUGUCCUCAUUCUCAGUCAAUUUCUCACAUCAAGGGGCUGCAUGCUACCGAAACGAAUAACGGGGCUAUGUUCUGUACAACAAAAAAGAGUUACAACGUUGGUUGCAAUGGCUCAGAAAGCUGGUUUGAUGCCAAAUAUUGCACCGAAGUCUAGUAAGAAGGAUCCAACAACAAGAUACAAGUGGAAGAAAUAUAAUACUUACUAUGAUGAAACAACUAUUAGGGCGCGAUAUUAUUAACUAAUGUUAUUAAUAAAUGACUUGUGAAACUCUU